This is a messenger RNA of Miscanthus lutarioriparius, 1575 nucleotides long. The record is from the annotation of a GenBank genome assembly. Lineage: Eukaryota; Viridiplantae; Streptophyta; Magnoliopsida; Poales; Poaceae.
AUGCCGCCCGCCGCCGGCGAUCCCUCGCCUCCGCCGUCCUUCGCCCCCGCCAUCACCACCCCAGACGGGUGGCACCCGCGAACGGCGGAGCGCCGACUGCUUCACCUCCUCCACCACUGCCCCGUCGCCCGCGGCCGCCCGCUCGAGCUCCUCGCGUUCGCCGUCCGCCGCGCGCUCCCCUGCUACCCUGCGUCACCGCACCACCACGCCCUCACGGCGCUGCUGCUCCUCUCCUCCCCUCCGCCGCCCACGCUGCCGCUCCUCCGCCUCCUCCCUCCCGAUCCCCCACCCCCGCUGACGCUCCUCAACGCCGCCGUCAAGGCCCUCUCCGCCUCCUCCUCGCCGGACGAUGCCUUCCGUCUCCUCUCCACCCUCCGCCGAUUCCACGCGCCUGACCGCCUGACCUUCCUGCCCCUCCUCGGUUGCGCCUCCUCGUCCUUGCCGCUCCUCUCCGCGCUGCACUCGAUCCUCCUCCGCCUCGGCUUCCUCUCUCACCACGCCAUCUCCCUCGCUCUCCUCAAGCCCUACCCGUUCCUGCACGUCCGCGCCUUGUUCGACGAUAUGCCCCAAAAGAACAAGUGCACCAUCGCCUACAACACCCUCAUCACGGCGUGCCUCAAGGCCAGGGACAUCCGCGCCGCACGCCACCUGUUCGACGAAAUGCAGUGUCACAGGCGAUCCAGGAGGAGCGUCGUUUCCUGGAACCUUAUGAUCACCGGGUGUGUACGCCAUGGACGAGAUGACAUGGCAGUCCAGUGUUUCGAGAGGAUGGUCAGGGAAGGAGAGGUGGCGCCAGAUGAUGGGACCUUGGUUGUGGUGCUCCCGGCUUGUGGGAGGACGGGGAAUGUUGGGGCAGGGAGGUGGGCGCAUGAGUAUGCGAAGAAGACUGGCUUGUUGGACAGUACAGUGCAUGUUGCAAAUGCAGUGAUGGAUAUGUAUUGCAAGUGCGGUGAUGUUGAUAGUGCACGGAAGGUGUUUAUGACGACGCUGCAGCACAGUGUGGUGAGCUGGAACACCAUGAUCAGUGGAUUCUCAUUGAAUGGUCACGGAGUUGAGGGGAUUGAUCUGUUCCAGGAGAUGAGGAGGCAUGGAGUGGAGCCUAAUGCUGUGACAUUCUUAGCAGUGCUUGGAUGCUGUGCGCAUGCUGGGGCAGUGGAUAUUGGGCGGGAGAUCUUCCAGAACAUGCUGUCGGAGAAUGGCAUUGAACCAGCAAUUGAGCAUUAUGGGUGUAUGGUGGAUUUAUUUGGAAGGUCUGGUCUCCUUGAGGAGGCGCACGUACUGAUUCAGGGGAUGCCAAUGAAGCCUAAUGCUACCAUAUGGGGAGCACUUUUAAGUGCAUGUCGUGCUCAUGCUGGGCUUGGCAUUGCUGAGGUGGCUCUGAAGGAGCUUAUCAAUCUUGAACCAUGGAACUCGGGGAACUAUGUGUUGUUGGCCAAUCUUUAUGCGGAAACAGAGCGGUGGGAGGAGGCAGGGGAGGUGCGGAGAUUGAUGAGGAGGAUGAGUGUGAAUAAGGCUCCAGGGCAGAGCUUAAUGGAAGAAGCUGAGUUUCAGUUGACAAAUUCAUACAAUAGCUAA